Molecule: messenger RNA, 4702 nt
Organism: Mercurialis annua (annual mercury)
Lineage: Eukaryota; Viridiplantae; Streptophyta; Magnoliopsida; Malpighiales; Euphorbiaceae
Exons: 8
Coding region: 1327-4131 (934 amino acids)
Source: RefSeq, a predicted model, not a curated record
UUCUGCGCAUGUAUGCCUCUCCAUUCUCUCCUCAGAAAAACCCAUAAAACCACUCUCUCUCUCUCUAGAAACCAAAAAAGUUAAAGCAAACCAUAACGAUGAGAGAGAAACAAACACCCAAAAAGAAAUUGUCGGAGAGAAAUAAAAAAGAUUGUGACUUUGAUGAUUAUUGUUGAACAUGGAGUUACAGAGAAGAAAAAAAUAUAUACUUUUCUUGAAUACCAAGCUUUUUUUAUUUGCAUUUGGGUCCACCUUCAAUUCUUAACCCAACUGUCAAGUAUUCUUCUUCUUCUUCCUUGAGAUACUUUUUUUACAGUCUUUAAUGUCUGCCCAUUUCAAAGGGUCGGUGAGAAUUUCUCACUUUUUAGUUGUCAAAAGUUAGAUAGAUACCCACUUACCAAAAUUAAAUAAAGAGCCUAUUUUUACCUUAUUUCAUUGAAAUUUGAUCUGUUUUUAUAUAGUUUUGGAGGGUUUUAUCAAUUGGAGAAAAUCUAGGGGUCUGUUGCUUAAUCUAUAUUUGUUGGUUUGAUGAAUGUGUUGAGAAAAGGCUGGCUGGCUGGUUGGUUUUCAUUGCUAAUUUAGAUGCAACUGAGCUUGUUGCUGUUAUUUGGCAGUUUUUGGGAUAGAAAUAUAAAAAAAAAGUCAUCAUUUUUGCAUCAGUUUUGACAUUAUUACAAGGCCAAGAUCAUGCUUUUUCUGGAUUUGAUGUCAACUAGUUGGCUAUUUAUUGUUGUAUAAUAGUCUAAUUGGUGGCAAAAGUUUUUCUUUUGAUUGGUUAAAUUCUGAGUCCUGAUCCACUUUUGAGCUUCAAAGGCAAGGAUUUUAUUUGGUGUAAGGGAAGAUCAAGAUCAAAUUAUCUAUGUAAAGUUUGUUUUUGAACAAGUGAGAAACUUCAGGGACUGGUUAAGAAUUAUUGUGGAUAAUGUUUGCUGAGUGGUUUGAGUUGAGGUUGAUGUUUAUUUGAGGAAGCUUCAGUUCUUGAAUUUGGAAGUUUUGGUUUUAGCAAAUCCAGCUGCAUUGUUGUUCUUGUUCUUAUCAAUCUUGAGGGAACAAAAAACUGUGUUUAUUUGAAGUACAGUUGGGACUUGGAUGCAAGUGGGAAUCAGAUCUUACUUUGAGAGGCUGUAAUAGUUUGGAUUAGAUCAUCACACUCAAUUGUUUGAUCUCACUUUUCUUGUGUCAUCUAGAACCUUGGUCGUCGGCGACGACUUCGGAUUCGAUUUCAUUACCUUUUCUGGAAAUAGUUAUAUUUCAGGUGGGCAUACUAGUAAGAAAUUGAAAUGAAUAAAGCAUAGUUUAGUAAAAGGAGCAGCUCAAACUUUCACCAUGGCAAAGAAAUCUCAGAAACGCUCUGUGCGACAAGAGAGAGGCCAAUCUGGCUGCAUGUGGGGUUUCAUUAGUAUGUUUGACUUCCGCCAUGGUCGAUCAACACAUAAGCUGCUUUCAGAUAAGAGACGUGGGACCAGGCAUAUUGCUGCUGCUGGACUUGCAACAGAUAAGACUGAAAUGUUGAUCAAUCUUGAUGAAAAUUCUGAAGGCACUGUUGAUAGUGAAGAAAUAAUGACUGUGGCAGCUGAUGCUAGUAAGCUAAGUGUGAAGAAGCUUAUGGAAGACGAGAUGUUCUGUGAGAAAGACUCAAAGAAGGUGAUGCAUUGUGCUAAAGUGGAAUCUAAUCAGUCACAAUCAGAACAUGGAGGUCAAAAAAGGAAAAACCGCAAAAGAACAAAUAGGAGUCGCACAAAAAGUUGUGAGAUAUAUACAGAAAAUUUGGAUGCUGCCAGGGAGGAAUGUGAAAAGCCUUGCCUUCAGUGUUUAGAAAAGCAAUCUGCUAGUUGUCUUGACAUAGAUGAUAUGAUGGAAGACUUCUGCCGUCAGAUCCAUAACAGUAGUGGCUUAGAACAAGACCACCAUGGUGAUGUUCGCAACCAGUCAGAGCAUAAAAAUCCCGAGUUUCAAGAGAAAUUGAGAGUGGCAAUCAAAAUUUUUAUAAGACAGAGGCUUAUCAACGGGAAACGUGAUAGUGGUGAGGGGUACAUCCACCCUUCAAGAGAGCUCAAGGAUGCACUAAAGAACUUAACUUCUGAUGAGGAAUUAUCUUUGGAAAUCUUGCAUGAUCUAAAGUCCGGAAUGGUGAAGUAUGUUGAAGACUUAUUGAAUGCUCAGGUAGAGAAAGAUGAAGUUUCAUCUAACUUGUCAAAUCAGGAGGUUCAUAACUCAAAUCAGAAUGAUGAGGUUGUCCGCAGUAAACAGCGGAAAUUUUUCAGGAGGAAGGCCAAAACUCCUGAAAAAACUUCAUCCGACGAAAGUAAUGCUUCUCAAGCUCUGAAUAGGAUUGUAAUUUUAAAGCCUGGACCUACAGGUGUGGAAAAGCCUGAAAGUGAAGGAACUGUUGAGCCGUCACCAAAGACUCUACCUCUGGUUAGAAAUAAGGGACCAGAUGAAAGAGCCGGUGCCCACUUUUUUUUCUCUGAAAUUAAAAGAAAGCUAAUCAAAGCUAUGGGGAAAGAGCAACAAGAAGUGGCUUAUAAUGGUACUUCCAAGAUACUUUCUAACAAGCAUCGGGCGAAGGCAGAUACAGACAAAAGAUAUAAAGAGAAUAUUGGCAGAAAGUCUUUAAAUAAAGACCACUUCUUCAUUGAAAAAAUGGCAAGGCCUUCUGCAGGUGUCAAAAAGGGUGAGAAGACCGACAAGUUGAAAGAUUGUGAAAAUGAUCCUAAGCAAAGAGUAUCUAAUAUUUAUGUUGAAGCCAAGAAACAUCUUUCUGAGAUGCUCACUACUGGGAGUUCGGAUGUGGAUUUUUCAAGCAGACAGGUUCCAAAAACACUUGGGAAGAUACUCUCUCUUCCUCCUGAGUACAAUUUUUCUCCUCUUGGCAGUCCUGAAAGAGUAUGGGAGCAAAAUUUUGUCACUGCACAGAUGAUACUCUCUGCCAAUGACAGGUUUCAGAAACAAGAAAACAAUGUCAGCCCUCUUAGUCGUAUGACGUUAAACUCAGAGACUGAUAUUUGUGUUUCUGAUGAAAGUGCUAAUUCUAAGGCAGAAGUUGCUUUGGAUCCAAAUGCUAGUGGCUCAACUGAAGUUGUCCAAGACAUUGAACUGGAGAAAAUUUCGUGUUCCAUCGACGAUGGGAUGGCAUCAGAAGGUGAUGUGGAAAUUGUAAAAGCAUAUGAAAUUGAAGUCCAGGAAGAAAUUGAUGUCCCGGAAUCUCUUUUUGAACUGAGCGAGUCUUCUGCGAGCAGAGAUGACCAAAAUUGUGGAUUGUCCGAAGCUUCCGAUGUGAAAGACUGUUACAAAAUCUUGAAACUUGAAUCACUAGAAGAAAUCGAAUCUCUAUGCUCUUUAUCACCAUCUCCAUCCUUCUCAUCAAUCACGAAGAAGGAUGAUGAUCUGGAGGGUUCUGCAGAGGUGACAGACCGGCCAAGUCCUGUAUCUGUUCUCGAGCCACUUUUCAUAGAGGAUGACAUCAGCCCAACAAGCACCAGAUCUAAACCUGCUGAGGUCCCUUUGCAACCUAUAAGAAUUCAGUUUGAAGAGAUUGGUUCUUUAUCUGAAGAUUUCGGAACUCAUUUAAAAGCUUUUAUACAAGACAAGGAAUCAGUACUCGAGUACAUAAAAGAAGUUCUAGAAACCUCUGAAGUGGACUGGGAUGAAUUCUAUACCAUGUCCAAUUCCUCAGACCCAAUUCUCGACCCAUCAGUAUGUGACGAGGUGCGAUUCUUUCCCAACCAGCUUUGCUACGACAAAAAGCUUCUUUUUGAUUGUAUUAAUGAGGUUCUUAUGGAGGUAUAUGGUCGAUAUUUUGGUUGCCCUCUCGGGUUGUCAUUUGGGAAACCUAUUGUCCGACGUGGUCCGGAUGUGAAAAACGCUAUACACGAGGUUUGGGAAGGAGUGUAUUGGUAUCUCCUCCCCUUGCCACUGCCUCGUACGCUAGAGCAGAUUGUCAAGAAAGACAUGGCUAAAACUGGAUCAUGGAUGGACCUUCGAUGGGAUAGUGAAAGUAUGGUCAUUGAGAUCGGUGAAUCCAUUUUCGAGGAGCUGAUAGAAGAAACCAUGUCGAAUUGUGUAAAUGAAAGUUUGAAAGGUGGAAAUGACUUAACUCUUGUAGAGUUGAAGGAUGAGAGUAACAAUUGAUUUGUAAACGACUUUCUACGUAGUUUUUGUGUGGGAAGGAAAAGUAAGCAAGUCGUUGGUUGUGCGUCACAACAAUAAGCGCUACGUCGCAGCCGAGAGCUGCAUUUGACCCUUUCAAAGCGUCCUGGAUAUGACUUGAGGACUCGAACUGUUUCUAACUUUUCCAUCGAGAUCAUGUACAUAGAGAAAAUGUCCCACAUCGUAAAAGAUCGGAGAGCUACGAAACUGAAGGAUAGAAACUUGAGACAGCAAGUACUACUAAUAAAGAAAGACUAGUUGGUUUGAAGCAUAACUGGAUCAGCGCCUUGCACUCAGCUGACAACAAAAGUGCAAGUGCUCACGUUGUAGAGUUUGGUGUGUUGAUUGUGAUUGUAUUAGUUAGUUAAACUUGAGAUAGCUUGUGUGGUUUUUUUGGUCCUGAUUUCAUUAAUUAUUCUGUCAACUACUUAUUUUUGUGGGGUUUAUGCAGAAUAAGAGGGGUGAUUUUAUAGGAGUGCUAAUGAUUGUUGUGUUCGUAUUAAUGAAUAAUAAGUUCAUACAACAUGUGGAAUAUAUUACAUCUCUUUACUCA